Molecule: messenger RNA, 4171 nt
Organism: Ornithorhynchus anatinus (platypus)
Lineage: Eukaryota; Metazoa; Chordata; Mammalia; Monotremata; Ornithorhynchidae
Gene: INSRR
Product: insulin receptor related receptor
Exons: 24
Coding region: 137-4171 (1344 amino acids)
Biological process (GO): regulation of JNK cascade; multicellular organism development; protein autophosphorylation
Cellular component (GO): insulin receptor complex; membrane; axon
Molecular function (GO): phosphatidylinositol 3-kinase binding; ATP binding; insulin receptor activity
Source: RefSeq, a predicted model, not a curated record
CUCCCCGCCCAGACAUAGUUUCACUCGGAGACUCCCUGCUCCCCUACGAGGUCUCCCUCUGCCCUCUCUCUCGGUCUCUCUCUGCGUGGUGAGCCGUGGCGGCCGGGCCAGGGGCGCAGGCCGAGGAGGGGAGGCUAUGGUAACACCCUCAGCCCCCCUGGGGCUGCCGCUCGCCUGCCUCUUGCUGGGCUUCCUGCCUGGGACGCAGAGCCGGGACCCGCCCGAAGUGUGCCCGAGCCAGGACAUUCGGCACGACGUGGCGCGGCUGUCGGCGCUGGAGAACUGCAGCGUCAUCGAGGGCCACCUGCAGAUCCUGCUCAUGUCCACGGCCACGGGCGAGGACUUUCGGGCCCGCCGGUUCCCGCGCCUGGUCAUGGUGACGGGCUACCUGCUGCUCUUCCGCGUGUACGGGCUGGAGAGCCUGCGCGACCUCUUCCCCAACCUGGCCGUGGUCCGCGGCGCCCGCCUCUUCUUCAGCUACGCGCUGGUGGUGGUGGAGAUGCCGCACCUGCGGGACCUGGGCCUGCCCGCCCUGGCCGCCAUCGCCCGCGGCGCCGUGCGCGUCGAGCGCAACCAGGAGCUGUGCCACGUGUCCACCGUGGACUGGGGCCUGCUGCAGGGCGGCCGGCCCGAGGGCAACCACAUCGUGGCCAACAAGCCGCUGGAGGAGUGCGCCGAGCUCUGCCCGGGCCUGCGGGGCGGCGGGGAGAGGCCCUGCGCCCGCACCACCGUCAACGGCCGCAGCGGUUUCCGCUGCUGGACCUCGGCGCACUGCCAGCGGGUGUGUCCCUGCGAGGGCGGGACGUCGUGCACGGCCGCCGGGGCCUGCUGUCACCCCGAGUGCCUGGGGGGCUGCGGCCGCACCGACGACCCCCGCGCCUGCGUCGCCUGCCGCCACUUCCACUUCGGCGGCCAGUGCCACCGCACCUGCCCGCCGGGCACCUACCAGUACGAGGGUUGGCGCUGCGUGACGGCCGCCUACUGCGCCAGCCUCCGCGCCGUGUCCGUGGCCGCGGCCGGAGGCUCCUCCGACUUCGUCAUCCACGGGGACGUCUGCCUGGCUCACUGCCCGCCGGGCUUCACGCGCAAUGGCAGCAGCGUCUUUUGCCGCAAGUGCGAAGGGCUGUGUCCUAAGCGCUGCAGCGUGGGGACCAAGACCAUCGACUCCCCGCAGGCCGCGCAGGAGCUGACCGGAUGCACCCACGUGGAUGGAAAUCUCAUCUUCAACCUGCGCCGCGGCAACAACCUGGCCGGGGAGCUGGAGAGGGCGCUGGGGCUGGUGGAGACCAUCACCGGCUUCCUAAAGAUCAAGCACUCCUCCGCUCUGCUGUCCCUCAGCUUCUUCCGCAACCUCAAACUCAUCCGUGGAGAUUCCAUGGUGGACGGGAACUACACGCUCUACGUGCUGGACAACCAGAACCUGCAGCAGCUGUGGGCCUGGGGCCAGCAGCGGGGCCCGGCCAUUCCCGUCGGCAAGGUCUACUUCGCCUUCAACCCCCGCCUCUGCCUUGCCGACAUCUACCGGCUGGAGCAGGAGACCGGCACCCGCGGCCGGCAGAACAAGGCAGAGAUCAACCCCCGGACCAAUGGCGACCGCGCCUCCUGCAGGACGAGGGCCCUGAGCUUCGUGUCCAACGUGACGGAGUCUGACCGCAUCGUGCUGCAGUGGGAGCGCUAUGAGCCGCCCGAGGCCCGCGACCUCAUCAGCUUCAUCGUCUACUACAAGGAGGCCCCCUUCCGGAACGUGACAGACCACGUCGGGCCGGACGCCUGCGGGGGGCAGAGCUGGAGCCUGCUGGACGUGGAGCUGCCCCUCAGCCGCGACCAGCUGCCGGCCGCCUCGCUAAGGGGCCUCAGGCCCUGGACCCAGUACGCGGUGUUCGUGCGGGCCAUCACGCUCAGCUCGGCCGGCGAGGACCGGCCCCCCGGGGCCCAGACCCCGGUCAUCUACCUCCGCACUCUGCCCGCAGCGCCCACGGGGCCCCAGGACGUCAUCUCUGUGUCCAACUCGUCCUCCCACCUCCUGGUGCGAUGGAAACCGCCGACCCGGCGCAACGGCAACAUCACCUACUACCUGGUGCUGUGGCAGCGGCAGGCGGAGGACGCCGACCUCUUCCUCAAUGACCACUGCCACAAGGGGCUGCGUCUUCCCAGCAGCAGCGGCAGCGCAGACCCCCGGUUCGACGGGGACGGGGAGGAGGGCGGCGCCGAGACGGAGGAGGAGGCGGGUGCGGCUUGCUGCCCCUGCCAGCACCGCCAGGGGUCUGCGGCCCAGCCCCCGCCUGCCCACGAGGCUUCCUUCCAGAAGGAGUUCGAGACCUUUCUGCACAACGCCAUCAUCAUCCCCAGGCCCCCGUGGAAAGUAACGUCCGUGAACAAGAACUCGCAGGGAGUGCUGAACCGGCGGCGGCGGCGGCGGCGGCGGCGGCGGCGGCAGGACGCGGGGGUCGGGGCCGCCAACGGCUCCCUGUCGGGGGCCGAGGCCGAUUUCUGGAUCCGAGAGGACAAGGUGGUGCGGGAGCGGGUGGUGCUGAGCGGCCUGCGGCAUUUCACCGAAUAUCGAAUCGACAUCCACGCCUGCAACCACGCCGCCCACACCGUGGGCUGCAGCGCCCCGACCUUCGUCUUCGCCCGCACCAUGCCGCAGCUGGAGGCGGACAGCAUUCCCGGGAACGUGUCCUGGGCCUCGGCCGGGAAGAGCAGCGUGUUCCUGCGCUGGGAGAAGCCCCCCAACCCCAACGGCCUCGUCCUCAAGUACGAGAUCAAAUACAAGCGGGAGGGCGAGGAGGUGGCCACGGUGCUGUGCGUGUCCCCGGCCCGCUACAAGUCGCUGGGGGGCGUGCACUUGGCCGUGCUCCAUCCGGGAAACUACUCGGCCCGCAUCCGUGCCACCUCGCUGGCCGGGAACGGCUCCUGGACCCGCAGUCUGCCCUUCCACGUCGGCGGACCCGCGGAGGAGGACUCCAGCCGCCUCCAUGUGCUGCUCACCGUUACCCCGGUGGGACUGAUUCUGCUCCUCGCUGCCCUGGCCGCCCUGGUUUUCUACAACAGAAAGAGGAUCGGGGACGGCUACCUCAACGGGACCCUCUACGCCUCGGUCAAUCCUGAGUACUUCAGCACGUCCGACGUGUACGUGCCGGACGAAUGGGAGGUGCCGCGGGAGCGGAUCACGGUGCUGCGGGAGCUGGGCCAGGGCUCGUUCGGCAUGGUUUACGAGGGGCUCAUGCGCGGGCUGGAGCCGGGGGACGCGCCCACCCCCGUGGCGCUGAAGGCGGUCAACGAGCUGGCCAGCCUCCGGGAGAGGAUCGACUUUCUCAACGAGGCGUCCGUCAUGAAAGCCUUCCAGUGCCACCACGUGGUGCGUCUCCUGGGGGUGGUGUCCCAAGGGCAGCCGGCCCUGGUCAUCAUGGAGCUCAUGACCCGUGGAGACCUCAAGAGUUACCUGCGCUCCUUGCGGCCCGAGGCCGAGGACAACCCGGGGCUGCCGCGACCGACGCUCGGGGACAUGAUCCAAAUGGCGGGGGAGAUCGCGGACGGCAUGGCCUACCUCUCCGCCAACAAGUUCGUGCACCGCGACCUGGCCGCCCGCAACUGCAUGGUGUCCCAGGACUUCACCGUCAAGAUCGGGGAUUUCGGGAUGACGCGGGACAUCUACGAGACGGACUAUUACCGCCGCGGGGGCAAGGGGCUGCUGCCGGUGCGCUGGAUGGCGCCCGAGUCCCUCAAGGACGGCAUCUUCAGCACGCAGUCUGACGUCUGGUCGUUCGGGGUGGUGCUGUGGGAGAUCGUGACUCUGGCCGAGCAGCCCUAUCAGGGUCUGUCCAACGAGCAGGUGCUGAGAUUCGUCAUGGACAGCGGCGUUCUCGGGGAGCCGGACCACUGCCCCCCACAGCUACAGGAGCUGAUGCACCGCUGCUGGCUGCAGAAUCCGCGCCUGCGACCGACCUUCGUGCAGAUCCUGGACUCGAUCGCGGCCGGCCUGCGGCCCUCCUUCCGACUCUGCUCCUUCUUCCACAGUCCCGAGGCCCGCGCGCGCCCCGCCCCCAGCGAACCCGAGCCGCCCACGGACAGCGCCCCCACAACGGCGACCCUCAACUCCCCCUUCAGCUCGCCCGGCGCCGCCUACCGGUCCCUGCGGGGACGCGGCCCGCCCCCUCCUCAGAUCAGCUGA